Molecule: messenger RNA, 1326 nt
Organism: Cyclospora cayetanensis
Lineage: Eukaryota; Apicomplexa; Conoidasida; Eucoccidiorida; Eimeriidae
Product: endonuclease III-like protein 1
Exons: 9
Coding region: 1-1326 (441 amino acids)
Biological process (GO): nucleotide-excision repair; base-excision repair; base-excision repair, AP site formation
Cellular component (GO): nucleus
Molecular function (GO): oxidized pyrimidine nucleobase lesion DNA N-glycosylase activity; DNA-(apurinic or apyrimidinic site) endonuclease activity
Source: RefSeq, a predicted model, not a curated record
AUGAACAACGCAUUGAGCAGCUUCGACGCGUUUUGCUUCUCAGGCUCCUCAACAGGUGUGCCUCUAAGUGGCCGCAAGCGUUCAACGCCAUGCAGCAGCAACAACAGCAGCAGCAGCAGCAGCACGAACAAAGGCAGCAAAAGAGGGCUAGCUAGCGAUGAGGCCCCCAGAAAAGCGGCUCCAAAGGGGGCUGUGAAGAACGAGCCAAUCCAAGUCAAAGAGGAAGCUGUUGCUGAGGCGGAGAAGGAGGAGAAGCAACACCAACAAGAGCAGCAGCAGGAAGAAGAAGAUGCACGGACUCUUAGAGCCAGGAGGCGCAGCAGCAGCGUUCACCAGCGUCUGAAGGAGCAGCAAAAGGCGACGCCAGCAUCUGCCAAGGCUUGCAAGGCUGACGCUGAGGAAAAAUCGCAAGAGCUAUCCCACACACUAUGCAAGACAGAGAACCAAGAGGCGGCAGCUGCAGAAGGCUGUACAGGAGUGGAAAUUAACAGCUCCUGCUCCCCCCUCAAAGGCCGUGCUCGAACCCCCAUCGGAAAGCCGAGGGGGCGUCACUAUAGCAGCAGCAGCAGCAGCAGCAACGCAUGCAGCAGCAGCAGCAACGGGAACGGCGUAUGGAGCAGCAGCAAGGGCCCCAAGAAUCCACCUCCUCCGAACUUUGACGCCGUUUGGGAAGCAAUCUGCAAAAUGCGAGAAAAGCGAGAUGCUCCUGUUGACUCUAUGGGUGUGGAAGCACAGACGGGCAAAGACGAAAAGGAAAGGAGAUUCGCUGUCCUUCUCGCCGUGAUGCUUUCCAGCCAGACGAAGGAUGAGCAAACCAACGCAUGCAUGCAGCGCCUGCGACAAGAAGAUCUCCUAAGUCCACAAGCUAUUGCAGACUGCGACAUCGAGCAUCUUCGAAGCCUGCUGUACGGCGUGGGCUUCCACAACAACAAAACCGUCUUCAUCAAGGCUGCUGCAGAGACGCUGCUUAAAGAAUACGAAGGAGAAGUUCCUCGAACACUCGAGGGGCUCAUGCGGCUCAAAGGUGCGUGGAACGCGUUUGAAGGCAUCGCAGUUGACGUCCACGUGCAUCGCAUAAGCAACAGACUCGGCUGGGUAAAAACGAAGACUCCCGAAGAAACGGAGAUCGCGCUGGAGGACUGCCUGCCAAGACAGCACUGGGAAGAUGUGAAUCUUCUCUUGGUUGGAUUUGGACAGCAAAUCUGCAAGCCUGUGAACCCUGCGUGCGCAACGUGCUUGGCGCGUCUUCACUGUCCAAUCGGCCGCAAGGUUCGUCUCCCCAAAACUGUCGUGGAGGAAGUCUCUCCUACCCUCCCUCCCUCCUAG